Molecule: messenger RNA, 5340 nt
Organism: Siniperca chuatsi (mandarin fish)
Lineage: Eukaryota; Metazoa; Chordata; Actinopteri; Centrarchiformes; Sinipercidae
Gene: klc3
Product: kinesin light chain 3
Exons: 20
Coding region: 1023-2807 (594 amino acids)
Biological process (GO): axo-dendritic transport
Cellular component (GO): cytoplasm; membrane-bounded organelle; kinesin complex
Molecular function (GO): kinesin binding
Source: RefSeq, a predicted model, not a curated record
AAAAGGAAGUCCGGGUUUGGAUUAAAAAGCAGCGGACCUUGAGUCAGAUCAAUCGGACCAGGCAGGCUCCACGGCGGCCGCUGUGAUCACCCAAGAGGAGAGGAGGGAGAGCUGGGAUAGGAGCCAUGCUGGCCCAGCUUGGACUUAAGGCUGCUCCUGGCUAAUGUCCGGUGUUGACGAAAUGGGACUAAGGCUGGCCAAGCAACGGGAAUCAGAUACUGUUGUGCCCACAUCUUUGCAGAGAUCUGCUCCAUCAACAAUGUUUUUUAACGAGGUUUCUGUGAAGAUUAAGGGGUAAAAACCUCAAUGUGCAAAAUAACACUACGGGUUCCCUUAUAUCAUAAAUUCAGCUGUUUGCAGGAUGCACAGUGAUGAGGACACAAACCCCGGUCUCCUGGGUCCUUUGUUUGCUUGUACCAUCCCUCCAGCCCACCACUUCCUUUCAGUUCCAGUUCAGUUUUCCACUUCAAUUGACUCAGAAAAAGUCCACAAUCCUACUGCAACAGCAGCGAAGCAGUAUUUUGGCAGUUAAUCUCUCCGACAGAUAGGUGGCCUUGUCCCGGGCAGGACAUCACGGCCAGCCCCGGUGCCGCGGUGUAUGGUGGGAAAUAUGGGAUCAGGUGAGAACCGGAAGUUGAGUGUGUUACUGACGCUGGCUUGAUGAUGAUGAAUCUGUGAUGACAGGAGGAGCUGAGAGCCGAGGAGGCAGCAGGUGAAUCAUUUACAGCUUCUAGUUUUUACCGUCCCACCUGUUCAACAUUACAUAAACUGAAAGAUACUGCGAGCAGGAAAUGUCCCGCUGUAUAUGACAGGUUCCGCUUUUUAAAUAAAAUCAAUAAUAUUAGCUCAGGGUGGACAAAAAGACGAAACCACGCCGCCGGAGCCCGGACUUAGCAGUCUUCCAAUGUUGGCUAUUUACCUUAAAUGAGUCAGGACCAGAGUGGGACUGCGUUCACCAGCUGAGUUAAAGCCAAGUUGAUACUGUCAGUUGUUGUGAGAGGAGGAACCUCAGAGUUGGAGCCAUGUUGUCGGCGGAGGAGAUUCUGUGCAGCACGCAGCAGGUGAUCGCAGGGCUGGAGGCGCUGAGAGGAGAGAACCACAGUCUGCUGGAGAGCCUGCAGGAGCCGGCGGAGAGCCAGCCGGCGUCAGAGAGUGGCAGCGUGGAGCAGGAAAAGAGCGGCAUCAUCCGCCAAUCACUGGAGAGGAUAGAGCUGGGGCUGAGCGAGGCACAGGUGAUGAUGGCGUUGUCUGCUCACCUGGGUUCACUGGAGGCGGAGAAACAGAAGCUGCGCGCUCAGUUCAUCUUUCCUGUUCUCCUUCAUGUCAUUUUACCAUGUCUCCCUUUCUCCUCCCUGUUUCGAUUUUCCUCUCACAUCCAUCCUCUUCUUCCUCUUUCCUUUCCCUCUCCACCCUCUUCCUCCAUCAUCUUUCCUUUUCCUUGUUCCUUUCUCUCCGCUACAUUCUUUCCUUCCCCUUCCUUAUUAUUUUCCUCACCCUUCCUUGUCACUUCCUCCUUGUCUUUUUUCUGCUCUCCUCCUCAGGUGCGCCGUCUCUGUCAGGAGAACCAGUGGUUGAGGGACGAGCUGGCUGGUGCUCAGCAGCGGCUGCAGGACAGGGAGCAGGAGGUGGUCACCCUGGAGGAGCAGAACAAACACCUGCAGUUCAUGUCCUCCAUACGCAAAUACGACCAGGAGGAGCCGCAACUGGAUGACAAAGACACGUCUUCCACCAAGGAGUCUCUGGAUGACCUCUUUCCUACCGAGGACGAGGAACAGUCACAGAUGUCCCAGCCUCACCACAGCAGUGCAGCAGCUGCAGCCCAGCAGGGCGGCUACGAGAUUCCCGCCCGCCUUCGAACGCUCCACAACCUGGUCAUCCAGUAUGCAUCCCAGGGACGAUACGAGGUCGCUGUACCACUCUGCAAACAGGCUUUGGAAGACCUGGAGAAGUCCUCAGGGCACACCCACCCAGACGUAGCCACCAUGCUGAAUAUACUGGCCCUGGUGUACAGAGACCAGAACAAAUACAAAGAAGCAGCCAACCUGCUGAACGACGCGUUGGCGAUCAGGGAGAAAACUCUUGGAAUGGACCAUCCUGCUGUGGCAGCAACGCUCAACAACCUGGCGGUGCUUUAUGGGAAAAGAGGAAAAUACAAGGAAGCAGAGCCGCUGUGUAAAAGAGCUCUGGAGAUCAGAGAGAAAGUUCUGGGUACAGACCACCCAGAUGUGGCCAAACAGCUGAACAACCUGGCUUUGCUGUGUCAGAACCAGGGGAAGUACCAGGAGGUGGAGCAGUACUACGAACGCGCUCUGCACAUCUACCAGAGCAAACUUGGACCAGACGACGCCAACGUGGCCAAGACCAAGAACAACCUGGCAUCCUGUUAUCUUAAGCAGGGGAAAUACAGACAAGCUGAAGCUCUUUACAAAGAGAUCCUGACCAGAGCGCAUGAAAAGGAGUUUGGAUCUGUAGAAGGAGAUGGCCGUCCCAGCUGGUCCGGUGCUGAGGACGGCGGCUCCGGACAGGACGGACUCAGUAACCUGAAGCGCAGCGGCUCCUUUACCAAACUCAGAGAGUCGAUACGCCGAAGCAGCGAGAAACUGGUCCGCAAGCUGAGAGGAGUCGGAAUGGAGGAAACGACCCAGAGGAAUGCUGGGAUGAAGAGGGCGAACUCUCUGAAUGUGCUGAAUGUUGGAGCCAGAGAGAGUCAGGAUGGCACCCAGUCGAGCCGUUUGACAGAUGUUCGAGGCCUAAGCUCCAGCACGCAGAGCCUGACAAGACGAGGUUCGCUCAGUGGGACCAGCUAACACACACACACACACACACACCCCUUCUACAUACAACACCUCUCAAGAUAACUGGACAGAUGUUCACACACUGACUGUUGUGAGUAAUAAGCACACUGCUCUGUAUUGAACGCUCAUAUCAGAUGUCCCCUCCAGAAAAACGGAGAUAGUUGUCACAACUGGAGACUUUGUCAAAAAUGUAAUUGGCAAAUUUGUUAAUUAUCCCUCAUUUUAAAAAGUAAUGACAAAUUAAUGUUUUCUGUUUUGUUAACCCUUGAGGAAAUUUCACAGUAAUAAUAUGACACAUUGGGCUCCGGUAAUGACAAGUGUCUCCAAAAAGUGAUUAGAAAGGAGUCGGUCACAUAUUGACAUAUCUACAUUGCACUAUAACCUUUCCUUCCUGUUCACUUGACAUUUAAUAUAACUUCUUCCUGGUUUUAGAUUAGAAACAAAUUCAGUAUUCGGAUUACAAAUUAAGUAUUAAUUUGUAAUCUGAAUGGAAAAACACAAAAUCCUUUUAGACUACUUAAAUAAUACUAGCAUUUACACUGUAAGAAAACUAAGUUAAUAUGUCUAAUAUUGACAUUACUAUAUUUGCAUAAACCAGACCAUGUCAUUUGCAGGUUAACAAAAGUUAAUCUGUAAUACAAUUAAUUUUACAUUUCAGGUAUUAGAUGUUUUCCUAUCUUUCUUCCUUUCUAUUAACACUGGAAAAAACCCUGUUAUUUAUGUUUUAAAUUUUCUAAACAUAAACGUUACAGAUUAUCUUAUCUAAAAAUUUUAAAAGUUCUCAUGAGAAGCACAGGGAUGUAAAGUCGUUUGUUUGCACAAUGAUCAAAACGUGACGUGUUUGUCAAAAUGUUAUUUAAAUGUGUUUUGCCUUUAAAAUGUGCAGGUCAUUCUAAUUAUAUUUUCACAUUGUGCAAAGCAGCUGAAGUAAACACAUUUGUGUUUUUAUCAUUGGCUUUGACCACAGUGAAGUUUUAUCAUUCCACAUUAUAAGAAUAAGGACCAACUUUUUACUUAAGAAAUCCAAAAUGUGAUAUGCACCAUUUGAAAACAACCAACACCAAAAUGAACGCACAUAUGACUUUGAUAAGAUGGUACUCCUAAAAGAUGGUUGAUAUUUUUGCACAUUGUCAGUUAAUAUAUUCCCGAUCAAUCACAUUCUUAACAGUGUUAAAUCAAUCAAUUAUUUAAUAUUAACACCCCUAAAGUACACAUUUCAAUAUUCAGCAAUUAUGUAUUUGUUAGUUUUAAGCUAUCUGGAUACCCAAAGUUAUUGUUGUGCCUGAGUCAAUGUUGUUUUGAUGACUUUCAGCUGGCCUUGGAUUGAUGUUUAAUGACUCACUUGAACUAAGACUUCACAGAGUUAUACCAUUUACUCAAAGCCAUUCUGUAGGACGUGAAAGUUUCUGACUUUUGCAUCCCUCGGUUGUAACCAAGACACUGUGGAGGACCAUGUAUAGCACAGAUGUCGCACAAACUGAACAUGAAGCAAAUUGCAGAGGGGAAUUGUUCUAGGUGGCACAAAUUUAGGCAAUUACGCAUCUGUGUAAGUUCAAAAUGUUUCAGCAAACAAGCUUAGACAAGCCAAAAGCAGACAUAGAAAGUUACAGUCAAAACAUCCAGCAGCUAAAGUGCAAACCUGAGACACAAGGAGACUGAAUACUGGACAUGUAGUAAUUAGAUGGAUAGAAAUUUGACCAGAUGUUUGCAAAUGCAAAAACCCAAACUAUUUGAGUGAGUGAGUUUGUUUUGGAGUCUAUCUGCCCCAUAGUGGUAAAGGUAGCUUGACGCAGGAUGAACGAAGAACACUUUUGAGGCACAGGUAGUAUGUCAAUUUCAUGUAAUUUUACACCUAUGCUUAUUCACUGAAAUGCCUGAAAUCCACAACUUACCGCAAGUCACUAUUAUAAAUAGUAAACUAGUUUUUAAUGACAUGUAGAUUUCUUUGUGCCCUUGUUACUAAUUUGUUACUGAGAGAAUUACUUGAACUAGUUACUUAAGACUCAAACUCGAGAUUUAGUAACAUGACUGAAACGCUGUGUGAACAAAAUAUACAUAGCUCCUUCCUUUUUAUGUUGAUACACAGACAGAGCAUUAGAUGAAUAUAUUUUUUACAUAUUCAUUUAAAACUCAGGAAUGUUUAAAUUAAGAUACGGACACAAAUAAGUGCUGCUCUGAAAUCUUGGCUCCCUGAAAUGACGUUACCACUCAUGGAUUUUAUUGCACAAAACUCCUCUUAGGGCUCACCUCCAUUUCUUUGCUCAAACACACUGUAUAUCCUAAAUGAUGGAUAACUACUGACUGUACAUUUGCUGUGGUAGAAGAUGUCACUGCCGUUUGUUGUAAGGGCUGAAAUCGUUAGUUACUGUAGAAACUACAGUCUGUUAAUGAAACACUUGUAAGAAUGUUACACACAAAAUGGGAUAAAAAUAUGUAGAAACUGGACUAUAUAUCUCUUCUGAUGCUGUGUUUAUUCUGGUAAAUAUGAAUGUUUGUAUUUUAUAUUUGCAAACUUAAGCUGAAAUAAAUUACAAUACGACAUUAA